Dermacentor albipictus is the source of this 345-nucleotide messenger RNA. NCBI's taxonomy places the organism in Eukaryota, Metazoa, Arthropoda, Arachnida, Ixodida, Ixodidae. The record is from RefSeq and is a predicted model, not a curated record.
AUGGCCAAGGAGAAACCUACCAGAGCGCCCGCUGAGGCUUCUAAGGCGGAUAAGUCCGCCGCACCAGCAGAAGCCAAAGAUAGCGGCAGGAAGAGGCCACUGUGCAGGUUGUAUUGCAAGGCGGUGUUUGUUGGAUACCGGAGGGGCCUUCGCAACCAGCAUGAGCACACAUCCCUGCUGAAGAUUGAGGGUGUUGAUGCACGCCGUGACACAGGUUUCUACCUUGGGAAGCGUGCUGUCUUCGUCUACACUGCGAACAACAAGACACGGGUGCCUGGCCGCAAGAAGCAGUACUCCAAGGUGCGGGCCAUCUGGGGCAAAACACUGUCGGCCUUCUCGCAUUAA